Molecule: messenger RNA, 1269 nt
Organism: Colletotrichum higginsianum IMI 349063
Lineage: Eukaryota; Fungi; Ascomycota; Sordariomycetes; Glomerellales; Glomerellaceae
Product: Saccharopine dehydrogenase
Exons: 5
Coding region: 1-1269 (422 amino acids)
Biological process (GO): glycolipid biosynthetic process
Cellular component (GO): mitochondrion; lipid droplet; plasma membrane
Source: RefSeq, a predicted model, not a curated record
AUGUCCCUCAAGCAGCAUGGCCGUCAGUACGACCUGAUCGUUUUUGGUGCCACUGGAUACACCGGGACGUUUGUGGCGGAACACAUCACGACACACCUGCCGACCAAUUUGAAAUGGGCGGUUGCAGGUCGAUCAGAGUCGAAACUUCAGCACCUCGUUGGCGAGUGCAAGAAGCUGAGCCCCGACAGAGUGCAGCCUGGAAUUGAAAUCUGCAGCCUCAACGACGAGGACCUCGAGGCCCUCGCCAAAAAGACGUACAUUCUCAUCACCACCGUCGGCCCUUACGCGCAGUACGGCGAGCAUGCAUUCAGAGCCUGCGCCGAGAACGGCACGCACUACCUGGAUGUCACCGGCGAGACCCCCUGGACCGGCACCAUGAUCAAGAAGUACGAGGGCCUCGCGCAGGAGACGGGCGCGAUGAUGUUUCCGCAGAUCGGAAUCGAGUCCGCCCCGCCUGACCUCGUCACGUGGGUGCUGGCAAAGCAGGUCCGCGAGAGGCUCUCGGCCCAAACCGGUGCCGUGACGGUGUCUAUCCACCAGCUGGAUGCGGCUCCGUCGGGCGGUACCCUGGCGACGGUUCUCGGCCUCUUCGACUCGUUCACCCUCUCGCAGGUGAGGGAGCAGCACAAGCCAUAUGCUCUCUCGCCCGUCCCGAACCGCAGCAAGGGUCAAUCGCAGACGUCCCUGCUCACCAAGCUGGUGGGAUUGCGAAAUGUCCCGAACCUGGGACUGAUGACCACGUCCAUUGCCGGGAUGACGGACACGCCCAUCGUCCAAAGAACGUGGGGUCUCUUCGCAACCCUGCCUUCGCGCGAGAAGCAGUUCUACGGACCCAACUUCUCGUUCCACGAGUACAUGCGAGCCAAGGGCUACCUCCGGGGAAUCGCCAUUCACUGGGCUCUCGCCUUCUUUGGCUUGUUGCUUGCGACUGCGGCGCCCUUCCGGAAGCUGGUCAGGAUGUUCGUCUACCAGCCCGGCGAGGGGCCAGACAAGGAGGCGUGCAAGAAGGACGAGAUCGAGUAUCGCGGCACUGCCAUCCCGGACAGGGGAUCCGAGACGGGAUAUCCCCAGGCGUUCUGUCGUGCGUGGUACAACGGCAGCAUGUACUACUUGACGGCCGUCCUGUUGGCCCAGGCUGCCUCGACGCUCCUGGAAGAGGACGUCGACCUGCCCGGCGGUGUUUUUACUCCGUCAUGCCUGGGGCAGCCUUUCAUAGACCGGUUGCAGGGAGCCGGCUUCAAAUUUGAGUCGGAAAUACUGGAAAAGUAG